This is a messenger RNA of Frankliniella occidentalis (western flower thrips), 2225 nucleotides long. RefSeq names its product proton-coupled amino acid transporter-like protein CG1139. Gene Ontology annotation, biological process: amino acid transmembrane transport. Gene Ontology annotation, molecular function: amino acid transmembrane transporter activity. NCBI's taxonomy places the organism in Eukaryota, Metazoa, Arthropoda, Insecta, Thysanoptera, Thripidae. Gene Ontology annotation, cellular component: vacuolar membrane. The record is from RefSeq and is a predicted model, not a curated record. The transcript is spliced from 10 exons. Bases 156 to 1577 code for a protein of 473 amino acids.
UGUUAUCCACGCCCAACGCCUACGACGCGCCGAGCGCCAGCCAAACUAGUCAGUCUCAGUCUCAGGUGGGAGCGAGUGGCGGAGCGUCGUCUGCUUUGGUCCCGCUUCGUGAUAUCUGGUGCGUGCUGUGGCGGCUGCGCCCGAGCGCUUUAAACAUGCAUUUGUCAGAAGAUGCUAACGCAAAUCCUGCAGCUACCAAAAGCUCAACCGAGACAGACAUCCUCCUACAAGAAAGGACGCCGUCUAUUUUGCCCAGAAAUGACCAUCCGCAGGCUAAGCAGCGCGAACACGAUGAAGAAGGACAGGAAACACACGUCAAGCAUCCCACAUCGUACUUGGAAACCUUCAUCCACUACGUCAAAGCCAACACAGGGGCUGGCAUGUUCGCGAUGGGAGAAGCUACAAAAAAUUCUGGGAUCCUGCUAGGACCGGCACUCUUGGCACUCCUUGGGACCAUCUGCGUAUUUGCUCAACACCAGCUAAUGCACGCGUCGGCUUUCGCUGCCAAGCGCCUCCGCCUUUCAGUUCACCCAGACUAUGCGGAAACUGCGCAGUAUAGUUUUGAAGUCGGCCCGGGGGCAUUUCCCCGCUGGGCCAGCACGGUGCGGAAGGCUGUCUACGCCUCUCUAGUCUGCACGCAGCUCGGGUUCUGUACCGUUUACUUCGUCUUCAUCGCGUCCAACAUGAAACAGGUCCUGGACCAGUACAUCAUACCUAUCGAUGUACACUACUACAUGGCGAUGCUGCUCGUCCCCAUCCUGCUGGGGAGCUGCAUUCGGACCCUCAAGCACCUCGUGCCCAUCUCUCUCAUCUCCAACCUGUUCAUGUUCACAGGCGUCUUCAUCACCAUCUACGUGUGCUCUCGUGACGGACUGCCGCCUCUGUCCGAGAGGAACCUUUUCGUCGAGCCGACUCGACUGCCACUGUUCUUCGGCACAGCGCUCUACUGCUUCGAAGCAAUCGCUAUGACAAUGCCACUUCGGAACGAAAUGCGACGCCCCAACGAUUUUUCUCGCCCGCUUGGAGUUCUUAACGUUGGCUCCGUCUUCGUCGGCCUCCUGCUUGUAGUCGUGGGAGUCAUUGGCUACAUGAAGUAUGGCGAGGACGUCAAGUCCAUUAUACCGCUCAACUUCGACCAGGCAGAUGUGCUUUGUCAGGUGAUCAAGACUGGGAUCUGCGUGGCGAUCCUGUUGUCCUACCCCAUCCAGGCGUACGUGCCGUUCGAGAUCAUCUGGCCGAGCAUCGAAAGACGGUUCCAGCCCCUCAAGCACCCCGUGGCCGCCGAACUGACUUUCCGCUUCGCCAUCGUCCUGUUCACGUUCCUGCUGGCCGAGUCCAUCCCGCGCCUGGGCCUCUUCAUCUCGCUGAUGGGCUCCGUGUCCUCCACCAUGCUGGCCCUCAUCUUCCCGCCGCUCAUGGACUGGAGCUGGCGCUGGGGCGACGGCCUGCCCGUCUGGCGCCACCUGGUCAACGCCUUCCUGCUGCUGGUCGGCAUGUUCGGCAUGGGCUGGGGCGCCUACGCCGCCAUGGCCGAGAUCAUCAUUGCCUUCGCCAAUGGGGAGGUGACGGCCGACUAACAUGUGUGGCGAACGGCGAACGUGACCGCCAUACGGCCACAAUCAAAUGUGAGACUGCUAUACUAAAUAACAUCCUGUGACUCACGUUAGAUAGUCGUCCCACUGGCUGUCACUUUGCGCUUUGGGUUUCGGCCUAUGAGCGUUCUGAUUGGCUUAGAGGGCGUUCGGGUAGACCACGUGACCUUCUCCGAAGCGCAAAGAAGCCGUGAGUCGACUAUGACCAGCCUAAGGUCCCACUUGGUCCCACUUCUCGCAGCACGGGCAGCAUAGGCGGUUACAGGCGAGAGGGGGUAAAGAAAAGUGUGGCCUUAGUCUGGUCUGCCUAUAGCUCCACAUUAGCUAAUGUGAAGCACUACUCUCUUCAUUACAUUAGGUAACGAGAGGCAUCUUGCCUUACAUUAGCUGAAGUAAAGUAGACUCACACUAACGUGCACACUGGAGUACCACCAUCACACUGAAAACUACCUAAAAAAGGAAGCCCCAAGAGAACCGAAAAAUAUAAUGUUCCUGACCCACAAAAAUAAUUUAAAUGGCAGAGCUUUGAAGUGUCAUCUGAGAAGAAGGGCACUGUACAGAAAAACCGAUUUUUAAGGAAACAAUUAACUGUUAUAUUUGUACAAACCAGUAUUAAAAACAAUGUUUUACAAA